UUUUUGUUAAAGACUAAGUCAACUAAAAAUGUCAUCGAAUUUACAAAAACAAUUAUUUUUAUUCGAAAGUACUACACUAAAAUAUUUACUGUAUAAAAAAUAUUUAAAAAAAAGAAGAUCAGUUGUAAAUUCAAUUAUUUAUAAAGAUAGACUUGUUUUUGGUGAAUUCUUUCACCUAUACCCACAGUUGCGAAAAAAUGAAACUUCAUUUCGAUCUUAUACUAGAAUGACUACCGAUACAUUUGAUUAUAUUUUAAAAUUAAUAUCACCGGAAUUUGAUCUCAAGACCACAAAUUUCCAAGAACCUAUUUCCGUAGAGCAGAGAUUACUUGUAACAAUAAGGUAUUUAGCAACAGGACUAGCAUUCAGGCAAAUCGCAAUUUCAUUUAGAAUAUCUAAGUCCGCAGUCUCAAGCAUUGUUGUUGAAGUGUGUAAAGUAAUAUGGAAUACAUUAAAAUUCAAACACAUGUCUAUUCCAAGCGUCGAUACUUUUAAAAGCACAGCAAUAGAAUUUCAUGAAAAAUGGAAUUUUCCAAACUGUGUGGGAAGUAUCGAUGGCAAACACAUCAGAUUGUGAUGCCCUGAAAAUUCCGGGAAUUUUUGAUGAUAGACGUGGGUGGAUACGGGAAAGAUAGCGAUGGUGGUG
Sipha flava (yellow sugarcane aphid) is the source of this 646-nucleotide messenger RNA. RefSeq lists its product as uncharacterized. Lineage: Eukaryota; Metazoa; Arthropoda; Insecta; Hemiptera; Aphididae. The record is from RefSeq and is a predicted model, not a curated record. Bases 29 to 577 code for a protein of 182 amino acids. The transcript has 3 exons.